AAUCGCCCCAGAUCCGAUGAACACCGCCCGUUUUUGCGAUUUCCGCGAAACCAAUUCGUUCGAAGGUUCCCUCCAUAACCUCUCUCUCUCCUCUCUCUCGCAUGGACGAUUCUUCGUUCAUUUCCAACGAAUUGGAUGAGAACGGGUUUCCUUCGUGCUUGGCUGAAGAUGACGGAGAAGGGGGAGAUUCAUGUGAAGAGGUGGACGGAGUUGGAAUCGUCGACGGCAGCGACGGCAAAGGUGAGAGCUUCGCGGGUUCUUUCUACCGGAGCGGCACGGACUGCUCGUCCUUGCUGCAGAAGGAUCCCUCGUUGACAGACACCAGAAAGUCAUCGGGGACGAGACUCGUUCAGGCCGAUCUCUUUAAAAUGUGGGGCCUUAAGCGAGCCGCUGACUCGAAAGCUGGGGCAUCGUUGAUAAAUGGAACCCGGGGUUCGGAUGAUAGGGCCUUGCAGAAGAAUCCGAAGCUCCGUCGUGUAGGAGAGGACAUCGCCACCUCGGGCAAUGUUGCGAAGCGGAACUGCCCAUUUUACAAGAGAAUCGCAGGAACACCUUUCACAGUUGAUGCAUUUCGAUAUGGUAAAAUUGAAGGAUGUACAGGAUAUUUUCUUAGUCACUUCCAUCAUGACCAUUAUGGUGGUUUGAGGAAGGAAUGGUCGCACGGCCCCAUCUAUUGUACACCCAUCACUGCCCGUCUUGUAAAAUCGUGUCUCGCAGUAGAUUCUAUCUUCAUAUGUUCACUGGAGCUGGACACGGAGUACACCAUUGAAGGAAUCAAAGUGACAAUGUUGGAGGCCAAUCAUUGUCCUGGUGCAGCGAUGAUCUACUUUCGCCUUUUGGAUGGACGAUGCUAUCUUCAUACUGGUGAUUUUAGAGCUUGCAGAAGAAUGCAGAGUCAUCCUCUCCUUUCAAGCCAACAUCCUAGUGUACUUUAUCUAGAUACGACUUAUUGCGAUCCUAAAUAUAGAUUUCCAUCCAGAGAAGAUGUUUUGCAUUACACAGUGGAGAUUGCUAAAAGUGGACUCAAGAAACAGCCAAAGACUCUUAUCGUUGUUGGAGCAUACAGCAUUGGGAAGGAGAAUGUUUAUCUUGCCAUCUCUGAAGCGUUGAGUAUCCAAAUAUAUGUUAACGCCUCCAGAAGGAGAAUUCUUCAAUCAUAUGGUUGGGAUGAACUGUCUAAGAGGCUUAGUUCCGAUGGCCAUGAGACACCACUGCAUGUGCUUCCUAUCUCAAUGUUGAGCUUUGAGAGACUCAAGCAAUAUUUGGAUGGCUAUAGGCAAUUCGCAUCAGUUCUGGCAUUUCGUCCUACAGGCUGGACUUACUCCGAAAAGAUCGGUGAGCAGUUGGAUUUAAUUAAGCCAAAGAGCAAAGGCCGGAUCACAAUUUACGGUGUUCCAUACAGCGAACAUUCAAGUUAUUUGGAGCUCAAGGAAUUUGUUCAGUUCUUGCAGCCAGAAAAGAUCAUUCCCACUGUCAAUGUUGGGAAUGCUGCCACUCGUGAUAAGAUGCAGAAAUGUUUCCAGGAUUGGAUGAAGUCGUGAUGAUUGACAGGUUAAAACGGCUUUGUCAUCUUCCCUCUGCAACAUCAAGUCGCAGUUGCUUAUUGUCUUGGCAUUGACUUUUCGAUAAAACGGCUUAUUCAUGAGUCAUCUCUGCCCCUAAGCUAUCCUAAAUGAUCAGGGGCUUGUAUAUCUAUAUGACUUAUCAAUUUACAUCCGGUGCUGAGAUUGGUCUU
Nymphaea colorata (pocket water lily) is the source of this 1735-nucleotide messenger RNA. RefSeq names its product DNA cross-link repair protein SNM1. The record is from RefSeq and is a predicted model, not a curated record. The coding region runs from base 102 to 1541 and encodes 479 amino acids. Gene Ontology annotation, molecular function: damaged DNA binding; 5'-3' DNA exonuclease activity. Gene Ontology annotation, biological process: interstrand cross-link repair; double-strand break repair via nonhomologous end joining; protection from non-homologous end joining at telomere. NCBI's taxonomy places the organism in Eukaryota, Viridiplantae, Streptophyta, Magnoliopsida, Nymphaeales, Nymphaeaceae. The transcript is spliced from 9 exons.